CCCAGCGUCGUUGGCUGUGGCUGUUUGUUGCAGGUAUCUGAGGCUAGUGUGUGUGGUGAGAGGCUGUUCUGGUGACGGCAAUGCCGGUGAGAGGAGGGAGAGGAGAAGUCGGUCCUCGCGCAAUCCGCGGGAGGGAGGAGAGAAGAGAGAACGGAGAUCAAGCUCUUGUCGCAAACGCCGUGAGAGAGGCCAAGACACAGCAACAGCCAAGUACACAGCGACAGUCGAAGAGAAGAUGAGCUGCUGGUCGAGCGUCUUGGCGGUCCUUGUCCCAUGCAUGAUCACCAUCCGCCUCACGCGGAUGUACUUCGGCAUAGCCGGGCUCCCAUCGGUGAGCUUCACCUUCACCACCAAGCGAGGCCUGCUCACACAAGCGCACUAAGUCGACAUGGUGUGUGUCUUCAUGAUGUGCAGGCCACAUGUAGUGGCGCGGGCUGUGCGUUUGACCCUGAGCAGUCGCCGCUCGGCCCUUUCGACCCAGCCGGGCCGUCGUGGGAGAUCGGCAUAUACGUCUUCGCCCUUUUUCUGGCGCUGUCAGCAAUCCUCCGGCGCUGUGUAAGUGGCCAAACCGGGCACACAUACUCGCAUCAACGACACACACAUGGGCUGCCCUGCCUGUCUGUCUGUGUGCUACGUUUUCUUGUUUGUUCAGGAUGACCAUGAGACGCGGCAGCUGUCCCAUAUCCCCAUGCGCCCGUCCUUGCUUCAUCGCCACCUGGAGCCAUUGCCAGAGGUUCCUUAUAUCCAAGCGCCGUCUGCCCCGCCGCCCGCAUACGGUGUCUGGCGGGUCCAGAGCCCUUCUGGUGCUCGCCCGGUUCCCUCCGCCCCGGCUCUCGAGAUGCUGCCUGUGUGAAGGAAUGGACACGUGAUCGAACCGCACGCAGCAGUCGUCUCGAGGCUGAAGGUGCAGGAGCUACGAACGGCACAUGCCCGCGUUGGGGAGGGGAGGGAAGGGGGGAGAGGGCGGGUCGGUUUUCGGGUGUGCGUGAGCCCCAACGACCCAGCCAUCCAUCCCUCUCCGCGCCUGCCUGCAGAAGAGAUAGAGUGGUGUAGUCGCCGCAGGCAGCUGUUUGUGGACACAAGAGUGAGUGUACAUAGCCAGACGGACGGACAUGUCCAUAAAAACAUACUUACGUCCUUACGUCUGUCUAUCUGUCUAUCUGUCUUUGCUACUGCUGCAUGGUGUGCAGCGAGUGCAUCGACCGACGUGUGCAUGUGGUGUCAGUGUCGUUUUGGGGGGUGGGUGGUGUGGUGUGGUGUGUGGUGUGGUGUGGUGUUUGUGUCAAGGCAACCCUUGCUAGGACGGACGGACGGAUGACUUUGUGCAUUCGUGUGAAAGAUGACCGAACCAGUUGCACGAUGUCCUGUGUGCGACGUCAUGAAGCAAUGAAUCAAGCAAUGCCA
Molecule: messenger RNA, 1404 nt
Organism: Vitrella brassicaformis
Lineage: Eukaryota; Vitrellaceae
Source: the annotation of a GenBank genome assembly